This is a messenger RNA of Alternaria rosae, 3015 nucleotides long. RefSeq lists its product as uncharacterized. Gene Ontology annotation, cellular component: cytoplasm. NCBI's taxonomy places the organism in Eukaryota, Fungi, Ascomycota, Dothideomycetes, Pleosporales, Pleosporaceae. Gene Ontology annotation, molecular function: catalytic activity; phosphopantetheine binding. The record is from RefSeq and is a predicted model, not a curated record. Gene Ontology annotation, biological process: amino acid activation for nonribosomal peptide biosynthetic process; secondary metabolite biosynthetic process. The coding region runs from base 1 to 3015 and encodes 1004 amino acids. The transcript has 3 exons.
AUGGCGACCGAACACUUGGAGACAACCGUUGUUGACCUCUUCGACACUUGGACAACGCGCACGCCAGAAGCCACUGUAGUCGAGUAUAACGGGCAAACGCUUACUUUCGCCGAAAUACGAAAUGCAUCAUUCCAUGUCAGCAAAGCUCUGCUAUCCAAAGGUGUUCGAUCCGGCGACAAGAUUCCUAUCUUGUCUCAGAUGUCCCUCGAGCUUCUACCUGCCAUCUUAGGUGUCCUCAGAGUAGGUGGCUGCUACGUACCCAUCGACAUAGCUUCCUGGAGCAAGGCGAGAAUUGAUGCCACAAUCGAGGAAAUCUCGCCACAAGUAGCCAUUGCGACCGUUCAGCCAGACACGCACCGCGUGCCAGCGAUUGUAUUGUUUCAGAAACACUGGCUUCGAUCGCCAUUCCAUGACAUGGAUGAUAUGCACAGCCAUCUGGACACCAUUCGCCGGAGUCUCGAUACGAAUGCUCUUGUCUAUAUCACUUUUACUUCCGGAACCACCGGGAAGCCAAAGGGGGUGAUGAUAUAUCAUCGAGCUCUCAUAAAAACUGAUGCUACUCCGAAACUGAAACCUGGCGAUCGUGUGUUGCUGGCCUUCUCUAUUUCAUUUGAUGCAUGUGCUGCCACUAUUUGGCCAACAAUCACAGAGGGCGCAGCCUUGGUCAUGGCUUCAUCGGCAAAUUUUCCUGAAAUUGCCACUACCUGCGAUGUUUUGAUCCUGACGCCAUCUAUGUUGGCCUCCCUAGAUCCAGCUGGGCCUUAUGCUCAGGUCCGCACAAUUUGGUUAGGUGCUGAAGCACCUAACUUCGACAUUGCACGCCAAUGGGUCACUUCUACGCGCAAAGUAAUGUACACGUACGGCCCAUCAGAGGCGACCAUCCACAUUUCUCAAGGUGAAAUCCUUGAAGACACUGAGUCAAACCUGGGUACGAUUAGCCCUGGGGUGGAAGUCUUUCUCGUCGACGAAAACUUGCAAGAAAGCGAUAUUGGCGAGAUAUUGAUAAGCGGUCCAUGUCUGGCUGCAGGAUACCUCAAUAAUCCCGAGCUUACAGCUCAAAAGUUCAUUGACUGGAAUGGAAAGCGCAUAUAUCGCACUGGCGACUUGGCGCGGAGAAACGAAAACAGAUUAUCGUGGGUAGGCCGAGCUGACAGUAUGGUAAAGAAUCGAGGGUUUCUUGUGAACUUGGAGACGGAAGUGGAAUCUGCCAUGCUACGAUUCUCCAGCGUCCAAGCCGCAACCGCUUUUAUGUGGCGCAAUAAGCUUAUGGGAUUCGUGCGGCCUGCAACUAUAAACCUGGAGGAGCUUCGUGUGUUCUUGAAGGAGAAUGUAGACCCCUUCGUGGUCCCAGACGAGAUUCUAGCAUUGGAUCAAUUUCCUCUUACAGCACAUGCAAAGGUCGAUCGAGCUGCCCUACACGCUCGACUGGAAGAUAGAAUGGCGGAAGAGGACGCGUUUAUGGACACCAUGGUAUAUUACUCACCUUACGAUGCACUACGGUGGGCUUUCAGCAAAUGCCUUCAAGUUCCUUUCCGAAAUCUUGACAAAUCAUCGUCGUUCGUUCGACUUGGAGGCAAUUCUUUGGCGGCUAUACGCCUUUCAGACUUCCUGAGGAAACAAGGCUAUGCCAUCCGCAUCAUCGAAAUUCUCAGAGAAGACACCAUUGAUCGAUUGGAAGAGAAACUUACAACAAUUGACGUUUCCAAUGGCACUGUCUCGACUGAACCUGAGGCAGUGCCAGUUACCGACAUGCAUAGACUUAUGCUAUCCCAGUCUCAACGUAAACCAAUAAUCAAUUCCCAGCUACUUAGAGUCAAGUUUACCGGCGCACAAAAUUCUGUCCCAACACCAAACGAACUGCAUGCCGCUUGGAUAACUGUCCUUUCAGCGCACGAGAUCUUCAAAACGCGAUACGACAUGCAAACUUGGACACUUCAUGACCUUGGACGUAUCAACCUCGCCUGGGAUGAGGUCACCGUUGAAGCCGAAAAGUUUGACAAAGCUCUCUUGUCCGUUGAAAACCAAGUUUGGGCACGUCAAAAGAGCCUCAAGAGUCUCCACAGCUCCGACCUUGAGGUACCGUAUUGCCGUAUCACCUGCGUCUAUGCGCCCGACCGUAAGACCAUAGGUUUCGUUUGGCAUCUACAUCACGUUCUCACGGACAUUUUCUCAACCAUAACCGUCCUUCGUGACUUGGAUCAAGCUCUGGCUAGAAACAAAGUCAACCCAGGACCUUCCAUUCAAGACUUCGCGCGCUUCAUGCGCAAGUACAAAGCCGAGAAGCUGGACACAGCUACUGAUUUCUGGAAGCGAAUGAUGAAUCCUCUUCGUGAACAGUCUUUGUUUGGAUUUCAACCACCACAAAUAUCUUUUGAGGGCGAAGGCUGGCGAUCUCUGCCAUUCAAAACUAGUGAAAGCGUCGAUUCCAUUGAGGCGGCAGUGCGUAUGUAUAACGUAUCAAGUGCGACAAUAAUCUUCGCUGCGUGGGCGCUCACUUUACAGAAGUAUACGCGCUCCGAUUUUGUCCCGUUUUUCCUCAGUCGAUCUGGUCGGAUGGCCCCUUGGCCCCCAACACCAUCGCUUGUAGCAGCUAUUAACUGCCGCGUACCAUUCGUUACGAGCAUUCCCGCCGAGCAAACGCUACAUGAGUGGCUGGGGGAAAUGCACAAUGCACUGCUUGGUGUUGCUGAGCUUGAAAACUUGUGCCAGUCCCUCGACGCUUCAAUUUGCCCUGCAAAGUACUUCAAUUCUGCGGUACAGGCUUUUCUCUACAUGCCACAAGCAUCGCCUAGCUGGGAGAUUCACGAUAAAAUUACCGGACAGGCAGAGCCACAAGGGAUGGUCUGGAAAGUUCAGCAAACCAGUGAAAUGCGUGUGGAAGCAUUCCUAGAGAUCAAUCAAAAAGUAGUCGACGUCGAGUGGGCAAAGGAAGUUGGUACAACUGCUGUGCAGAUGCUAGAAAAGCUGGUAAAUGCUCAGACUGGUGCUAGAUUAAGUAUCUUGACAAAAGGCUAG